Cladophialophora immunda is the source of this 3623-nucleotide messenger RNA. RefSeq lists its product as uncharacterized. Lineage: Eukaryota; Fungi; Ascomycota; Eurotiomycetes; Chaetothyriales; Herpotrichiellaceae. The record is from RefSeq and is a predicted model, not a curated record. Gene Ontology annotation, molecular function: transcription coactivator activity; DNA binding; protein binding. The transcript has 2 exons. Gene Ontology annotation, cellular component: SBF transcription complex; MBF transcription complex. The coding region runs from base 525 to 3251 and encodes 908 amino acids.
CGACAGACCACGGACCACAGACCACAGACGACCGACAGCCUGCGCAAACCGCCUGCACGGCUCUGAUCCCAGGUUGCAACUUACAACUGACACUGUGACCACCAAGAGGCUGCCGCUGCAACUCGGUCCAGUCCGAGUCCAUGCGAAAAUUCCCUGCCUGGUCGGCGCCGAGAAACUCUCUGACCAUCCUUCCCGUGCUACACACUAGCCUCCCCGAUCUUGAACGUGAAGAGUCGACCUGGCACCGCCCUCAUAGCUCUACUUCCUGCCUUGACAUCGGGUCGCGUUUGACUGGUGUUGGAUUCUUUGUCGAGCUGAGCCCGUCAUACUGUCCGGUCGGAAGGAAAAACUAGUGAAAGGAAAGCUAGGUGGUGGAAGGUCUCCUUUAUCAUUGAAAAGAAAGAACAUCCCCCAGAACAGGUUGGAUAGCGCUGUGUGCGCACCCGACAUGUCUUGACACACGGUUCACAUACUUCUUCUCGACCAAUUUCACCGAGCUCGAUUUGUUUCCACACUUGUUGAUCAUGAUGGCAUCGGGAGGCAUUCACUCAGGAGUCUAUGCGCAACCCCCUCCACCUUUCCCUCAACACGGCCAUUCCACCUCUAUGAACCCAACUUUCGCGCAACAACCCCCGCCCAUGGGCCCGUUCGAGGGCCAGUCGAUCGCUUCUACGCCAGCACCCACUCCUCCGCCUCCGAGACCGGCAUCUCAACACCAACAGCAGCAGGCCUUAUCGGCCCAGCAACAGAUGGUAUAUAGCAUGAAUGGAACAGCCUCCAUGUCAAACGGAAAUAUGAUGGCACCGCCCAAUAACUUCGGUGGCUACUCGGAGGCAAAUGCGUUCACCCAACCCGACUAUUACGCGAACGGGCUCAAGCCACAGAUAUACACCGCCGUCUAUUCCAACGUGUCCGUUUUCGAGAUGGAGGUCAAUGGCGUAGCUGUUAUGCGGCGCCGUGCGGACUCUUGGCUGAACGCGACCCAGAUUCUCAAGGUAGCGGGAGUGGAUAAGGGUAAACGAACAAAAGUGCUCGAAAAGGAAAUCACCGGCGAGCAUGAAAAGGUUCAAGGCGGCUACGGAAAGUACCAGGGCACCUGGGUCAAUUAUCAGCGCGGUCGUGAGUUUUGCAGACAAUACGGGGUCGAGCAGCUGCUCCUACCGCUGUUGGAGUACGACAUCAAUUCGGAUGGUAUGUCGGGGGUCUCUCAGGGCAUGGAGACCCCAACCAAGGAGCAAGCCAUGGCAGCUCAGAGAAAAAGAAUGUAUGGUGGUGACAGCCGACUAGCUGGGCAGCCGACCGGAGGUACCUUUUUCAAAAGUAUGUCCAGCACUGCGGCAAACGCCAUCCAUGCCUUGAAUAGAACGAGGCUCGACUCGCCCAAUAUGGACGGACGACGCUCCAUCGGCCCCAGAAAACAAUCCCAAUCCUUUGGUUACAGUCAGGAGGCCAUGUAUGCAAGCCAGCAGAGUAUGCCCAGCAUGACGACUCAGGAUAGCUUCGGCACCAAUGGUGGGAUCAUGAGCCAGGGUGCCAGCUUCGUGGAUUUCCCUCCAACAGAUUCGCAGGAGCCGCCGCGCAAACGCAUUCGACCUUCACCACAGUCGUCAUUCAUCUAUGAUGGCGCGAUAGACCUCAGCAUGCAGGACAGCGUCCCGACAGAGCCGAAUGUCUCAUUCUUUUCUCAAUCCGGACAGGCUUUUAUUUCUGCAGAUCCGCUGCCCUAUGGGCUAGAACCACUUGCUCAUCCGUCUGGCCCCUUGGAAGAGCAAAAAAAGGAACUUUUACUCGAUCUUUUCAUCGACCCUUCACGUACCGACUUCGACGACCAUCCAGCCUUUCUGCGACUCAGUGGCGAUGAGUAUGAGGUGCCAAUUGAUGGCUCAUCUAACACUGCUUUACACUGGGCGGCUACAUUGGGUCGAGUCGCCCUCGUUCGAAAGUUGCUCGAGAAGGGAUUCAACAUGCGGCGAGCAAACAGUGGGGGGGAGACAGCAUUGAUCGCUGCAUGCCAGGCGAGGAAUAAUCUCGAUCAGAGUUCUUUUCCUGCUCUGCUGGAGCUCCUCGGUCCCAGCAUCGAGGUCAGAGAUGGACGUGGCCGGACAAUGCUCCAUCACAUCGCCGUCGCUUCGGCGAUAAAGGGUAGAGCUGCAGUCGGAAAGUAUUAUCUCGAGUCUCUACUCGAGUAUGUGAUUCGACAAGGCACUUCGUCCAAAACAAGCACGCAGUUUGAGACGAUGGGCGGACUCAACAGCCUAAGCCAGACCAAUCCUAUGACCCUGGCGAGGUUCAUGUCGGAAAUUGUGAAUGCUCAAGAUAAGACAGGAGAUACAGCUUUGAACCUGGCGGCAAGAACAAGCACGACUACCAUCAUUGAUCAGUUGGUCGAGGUUGGUGCCGAUCCGCACAUCAGUAACCGCGGCGGGUUGUCUCCAGCAGAUUUUGGAGUGGGCGGUGGACCGGUCAACAACCACAUGUUCGACCCAGCAUUCGCACCGUUAGACCAGCCUCCAAUAGCGAACGGGUCAACACAGAAAUCCUUUGAAGAGGCUCAAGAAGGACUCAUGGCCUCAAUACGAGAGGUCCUGUCUCAAUCCGAGGCCGACUUCGCAGCCGAGAUGAAAGAAAAGAAGGAGAUCCUGGACAAGACCAACGCAGCAUUGAAGGAGUCUGGUAGCUCGCUUGCAGAGGAGCGGCGGCGACUAGAAGAGAACCGAGCCAAAGUCCGAGAAAAGGACGAGCUAGAGCAGAAAAUCGGCAAUUUACGUCGAGCGGCGGCCAAACUUCGCGCCGAGUUGAGCGAAUCGAACCCGCUCAACACGAUACAAGACAAAGUCACGGUUGGAGAAGCAGACCGGGGCCUUGACCUGGAAGGACAAUUGCCGCUCCUGGCGCAGUUCUUCCCUGACGGCGAGGUAGAUGCCGGGCUCAUGACAUUGAGCCAGGAGCAACUUAACCUCUUGGGAAGCCUGGAAAGAGCGGAGGUGGUGUCGGGGCGGGUCCAGGUGUAUCAGCGACACAACCAACAGCUGGACCAGAUGGCCAAGGUGCUCAAAGCCCACAGUGUGGAGCUGGAAGCACGGUACAAGAAGAUUGUGAGUCUGUGUACGGGUGCUGACGAAGACAAGGUUGAUAGCUUGCUGGAUGGUCUCGUGCAGGCGGUCAUCAGCGAGCAAAAGGAGAUGAGCAACAAUUCGCAGCUAGGACGAGUCCGGGACUUUUUAAGGAUGGUUCAAGGGUCCGGAAACUAGGUUCUGUGUGUGGCACAACGUGAUUGAGGACAUCAUAUGGGCCACAAGCAACGAGUUUCACGUGUCAGUCAAUGCAUCGGUGCGCAUGUUUCCACUCGGCACGCAGGGCAUCAAAGUGUUAAUCAUGUUCACGUUGCGCUAAAUCUGUGUGGCCAAUUAUGUGAAUGCCUUUUGCAUAAUUUGUCGUGGCUGGGAAGGGGGGACCAGCUGGGGAACAACUAUUGCAUCAACGGACGGAUACACGCAAUGUCUAAUUCAGUCAAUGUUAGUAGUAUACUGCGAGCUCGUGCUACUGGUAACGCGCGCAACACGAGGAGAGCACAGAAACCAGAACCGUCAGCCUCGUUGACAACAAUAACAACAAAGUCGUUC